CGUUUCAGUUGUCAAACGGUGGUUAUGGAGAUAAACGUAGGCAACUGCUGUACUUGGAGCUCAGGUACAGGAUGCCUCAUAAGAUAGACUUCUCUGUGAUAAGCUGGUCUGGUCAUGAAGGAAACUACAGUGGCAAAAAUCUGAUGGUCCACGGGCCCACUGUCAGUGGCUGGAGAUCCACCAGGUUCUGUCCAUUCCCUCAGGAAAUCAUAUUGCAGUUGGUUGAGAGAUGUCGAAUCAGGAAACUCCAGCUACUGGCCCAUCAGUACCUGAUCCCAUCCAAGAUCGAGUUCCACAUUGGAGACAGACUGCCGGAGUCCAGCUCGCCCCAACAGACCCAUAGUCUUCACAGAUUGGGGUACGUGUCUCUCUCUGACAACGAGAAGACUGGUUUCAGAGCCAGAGAGCUGAAGUCUGUUCAUGUUGAUGCUGUUGGGUCUUACUUGAAGCUCACCUUUCACAGAAACCAUGUUAAUCAAUACAACAGCUACAAUCAGGUUGCAUUGGUGGCCCUAAAUAUUUUGGGUGACCCUGUGGAUGGAAAUGAGAUUUGGACAGCACUAAGCAAAGAUCAGCUGAUUGAUCAGUAUCUAAACAACAGCCAAUACAGCUCAGCUUUGGACGGCACACACACUGGGCUCUCAAGUUAUAAAUGUGACUCUAUCUCGCCGCUCGAUGACUUGGCGUUUGACAUGUAUCAGGACCCUGAGGUGGCCCACAUCAUUCGUUUACUGGACCAGAAAAAACAGGACAUGGUUCGAGAGGAAAGAUUUGAUCUGGCCAAAAAACUCAAACAAGCUAUCGCAGACCUCCAAAAGGUGGGUGAGCGUUUGGGCCGGUAUGAUGUGGAGAAACACAGUGCCAUAGAACGAGAGGACUAUGACACAGCUAAGCAGAAAAAGGAACAAAUGGAAGCUUACAGGCUCACAGUCUACCAGCAGCUGGAGCUCCAUGACCUGCUGGACAUCAGUCAGAUCCAGAGAAUUCCCGAGCUUUCCAACUCUGAGUUUCCCUCUCCACGUGUUGGGACACAGAAACACAUGCCUCAUCUAGCAGACUCACCCAAGAAGAGAAGACAGAGGCAACGUGUGAAGGAGACUGAUGAGCAGGACACUUCAAAAGCAGCUAGCCCCAAACAUACAGUCGCCCAAACACCCCUCUCUCCUCCUCACUUCCCAAAGACCGAUACCAGUUCUCUUCCUUAUGACGAGAGGCCUUUACCUGCUCUUAGGAAGAGGUCGAGUGAGCAGCCAGUCAGUGAGCUCGAUGAGAUGCCCCCUCUGACGGACACAACCACCCCAUCUAGCCUUGGGGCCACAGGACAACCAGAACCGCUCACAGAGAAAGCUCAGAGAGAGGCCAGUCUGCCCAUCGACAUCUAUGGAGACAGUCUGGUGGCCGGGGCCUAUUCCAAGACGUGGUCCUACAGGGAGGAUGCUUUGCUGACAGUCUACAAGAAACUGUUGGAGGUUCCACGUGGAACCCCAAAAGCAGAACUGCGGAGCAUGACAAGAGCAGCUGUGUUCCUCUGCAAGAAAGCUCUCACAGAUAAAGUGUCAUCUGUGUUUCUUGCAUCUCUGAAUCUGCUUCGAAUGAUUCUGAGUGAGUUUAUUCCCAACCAUCAGCUGGGCAAAUCUGAGAUCAGUCAUUGUGUGGAACAGACUUGGAAUAAUCUGCUCUCCAGGACCGGAGAAUCAGCCCUGAGACUGAGAACCCCAGCUAUUACCUUCAUACAGGAAAUGGCUUUAUUUAAGGAGGUGCGAGCUGUGCAGAUGGUUCCUGUGGAGCUCGUGAGGCCCAUGCAGAGCAGUGCAUCCACCAGACUGGCGCUGAGCAGACUGGAACUGCUGGAGAAGCUUCUGGAACAGCUGGGCACCAAGGACUCUGGCUUCACCCUUGACAACGUCAUGCGGUUUCUGGCAGGUGGUCUGGAGCACAGUGCUGCCCCGGUGCGGGAACUCUCUGUGAGAGUUGUCCUGGCUAUGUACGGUCUUCAUGGAAAAGCAGUUCUGAAUUAUCUGCCACCUGAUGACACCAGCACACGUAAAAAUGUCCUCUACAAGAACCUUUUUGACUCACUUGCAAAAUUAGAUGGAAACACCAUCAACACACAGAAGCCAAAAAAAGGGUCAGAAAAAGAAGAUGGAGAGAAAGAAAAAGAGGAAAUCAGGAGCUUGCAAGAGCAGCUUGCAGUGCUGAAGGAGAUCAGUGAGAAAGGGAAGGACAAUACUAGAGUACCUGAGAAAACUGAGAAGGCAACCAAAUCAGCAGGUGUUAAGAAGGUAAACCAGUCUGUACCUGCUGAUGUGAAAGGCAGCGAACCAUCUGUUGCUAACUUCUUAGACAAUCUGUGUAUUUUCUGUGGAGAGAGAGAUGAAUCAUUCACUGAGGAUGGACUCGACCUGCACUACUGGAAACACUGCCCGAUGCUGCAGCGCUGCCUUCAGUGCAGACAGGUGGUGGAGAUUGCAAGCCUGACAGAGCACUUGCUGACUGAGUGUGAGCAGAGGGCAAAUUUUACCCAGUGUCCUCUCUGCUCUGAAGCUCUCACCCGAGAUGAGCUAACUGAACAUGCUCAAAGCGCUUCUUGCAAUCCACCUGCUUCUGGAGAAAAUUGUAAUCACUGUCCUCUCUGCCAUGAAAACUUCACCUCAGGGGAGGAGGUCUGGAAGUCUCACCUCAUGGGAAUUGAGGGUUGUAAACAGAACUCACGGAGGAGAGCGGUACAGCAGAGCACUCUCUCACACACACAAGGAAAAACGGUCAGCACAGCUAUAGCUAAAACAACAACGGUCAUAUCAGAGUCCAAGACUCGAGGGCUGGGCAGGGGCAGUCGUAUCCCCGCUCCUGCUUCUAGGACCAACAGACACACCAGAAUUCCUCCAGGCAAGGCUUCUACCCACAGACUACUACAGGCAUAGCACACGGGCUAAAUGCUAACUCUAGCAGCUUUGCUGGAACAAUCUCAUAUGAGUGAUUCAUAGCGAAAAAACACAAAGUUUUCAAAUAAUGCAUUAUUGCACUUACUGUUGUACUGAUUUAUAAAUAUUACUGCAAGACAGCAUCAUUAUUCUAAGCACACAUUAUCAUUGACACCUGAUAUAAAAUGUACCCAUAAAUGAAUGUAAAAUAUCAUGUCAGUGGCUUGUGAAUAAGAAUACUUGAGCAGAAAAACAGGUUUAUGAGCAGAUACGCAGUCUGUAUUUUGCUCUGUUUAUCCUUUCAGGUGGAUCACCUGGAUUUUUUUGUUAUCUAUUUGAGAAUUUUAUUCUUGUAUGUUGUUUUGUACUUGUUUGUUUAGUGUGUGUCUGUGUGUGUGUGGAGUAUGUGAAUAUUUAGUGAUCGAAGCAUUUUGAUAUUUAAAAGUUUUUAAAGCAUCAUUAGCACCAUAGCCAAAAGUGAAAAGUAGCCUUUGAAAAUUAAACAACCUGUCCAA
This is a messenger RNA of Carassius auratus (goldfish), 3436 nucleotides long. RefSeq names its product centrosomal protein of 104 kDa-like. The record is from RefSeq and is a predicted model, not a curated record. Gene Ontology annotation, cellular component: cilium. NCBI's taxonomy places the organism in Eukaryota, Metazoa, Chordata, Actinopteri, Cypriniformes, Cyprinidae.